AUGAAUUACGUGCGAUCCAUCACAGGCAGCGUGUCCAAGGGCUGGAACUCGAUCAACCCCGCAACCCUCAGCGGCGCCAUCGACACCAUCGUCGUAGAGCACGAAGAUGGCAGCCUAGCCUGUUCGCCCUUCCACGUCCGCUUCGGCAAGUACCAGAUCCUGCGACCGUCGGACAAGAAGGUCGAGUUCAGAGUCAAUGGCGAGCUGCAGGACUAUUCCAUGAAGCUGGGCGAAGGGGGCGAGGCCUUUUUCGUCUUCGAGACGACGCGCUCCAUCCCCGCUGAGAUGCAGACGUCGCCUAUUGCCUCGCCCGCCGCGAGUCCUGAGCAGAAGCCCGUGGAGAUGCCUUCGGAGCGCGCCUUCGACGAGCCCGAGCCCUUCGACCUAGACAAUGCUGGCGUGAGCAGGAGGAGAGGGCGCAUGUCCAUGUCGGUCCCCACGUCCGAUAGCAUACACGCCGAGGCAGAAUUUGGGCGGCCAAAGUCGGGAGAUUGGUCCGGCUUCCACAUGCAAAGGGCCAGCACGGAUGAGACGGUUCCUUCGGUCAAGGACGGCUUCGCCAAGACGUUCGAGGGGACAGAAGCACAUGGCACAGGACCCGAGAGAGGGCCACUACAGAUCAGCAAGGAAGAUGCCACGGCUUGGAACAGGUCAACCCGCUCAGCGAGUCCACCGCCCGUGUCAGCCAGUGAAGCACUCGCCCGCGCCAUCAAGCUCUCCAAGAAGCUCUUUACCUCCAACAUCCCCAACAAGGUCACCGAGACGGGCGACCUCGAACUGGACAUGACAGGGUACAAGAGCAGCGAGGAGGAUGCCUUGCGCGCCGAAGUAAUAGCCCGGCGCAUCUUGUCCGAUGAACUCGCAGGCGACUACGACAUCGGCGCCCUCAUUGGUGCCGACGAGAAUGGAAACCUCUGGAUCUAUAGCAGUGAGGAAGCCAAAGCAGCGGCCAUGGCCAAGACGAGCAUGAACGUCCUCAACGAGGCCGCUCUCCAAUCCACCGAUGCUUUGUCAGACCCAGGCUACCAAUCCGACAGUGGCCGCAGCGACGACACGGCGCAGUUCCCGACGCGACGAGACUCGGACAGCGCCUUGGGAUCCUCUGCCCCACACUCGCCCAACUCUUCUACCCAGAAAUCAAAAGCCAGACCCGAGACCAAAACAUACGCCAAGACGCUGCGUCUCACAUCCGAGCAACUGCGGGCCCUGGACCUCAAGCCCGGUGCCAACACCAUGAGUUUUACAGUAAACAGGAGCAAGUGUGAGGCAUACAUGUUCUACUGGAAACACGACGUACCAAUCGUAAUCUCAGACAUUGACGGUACAAUAACAAAAUCAGAUGCCCUAGGCCACGUCUUGAACAUGAUAGGGAGGGAUUGGACACACCAAGGUGUCGCAAAACUCUACACCGAUAUCGUGAAUAACGGGUACAACAUCUUCUACCUCACGUCCCGAUCCGUCGGCCAAGCAGACACCACACGCGCGUAUCUGAACGGCGUGGUACAAGAUAACUACCGACUUCCCAAAGGCCCCGUCAUCAUGAGUCCCGACCGCACCAUCGCAGCUCUACGACGCGAGAUAUAUUUACGCAAGCCCGAAGUUUUCAAAAUGGCUUGUCUUCGAGACAUUAUGCAAUUGUUUGACAAGCCCGCGCACCAAACGCCUUUUUACGCAGGCUUUGGAAAUCGCUUUACGGAUGCGUUGAGUUAUCGAUCCGUCAACAUACCUUCUACGCGCAUCUUUACCAUUAAUUCGAAUGCAGAGGUCAGUCUCGACGUGCUGUCGCUCAACAGCUACAAGACGGGGUAUGCUAGUAUGCGCGAGAUUGUAGACCACUUUUUCCCGCCCGUCGGGCUCUUGGUGCCCGCGGGCGGCGAGGCGUAUACGGAUUUUAACUACUGGCGCGAGAAACCUUUGGAUAUUGCCGACUUUACCGAUAGCGAAAGUGAAGGCGGAGAGGACGAUGACGAUGACGAGACGGAGGCGGCUAGUAUACGCAGCGAGGACGAAAUGGGCUCGGAAGUCGGAGAGGAUCUCGAGGCGAGUUAUAUGAGUAGGGAGUCGCUCGACGAAAUGGGUGAAGGGGACGAUUAUGGCGGAAUGGAAGACUCGAUUGUUGAAAGCAUUGAAGGCGGCGACUACGUUGAUAGGCAGUAUGAAGAUGAAGAGGCGGAAGAUGAGUAUGAUGAGGAUGGGGAUGAGAGGACGCAGAUUGAGGGUAUCACGCCAUCGAUUGAGAUGGGCUUGGAUACGACGGUGGAACGCAUGAGGGACUUGAAUGUCAAAGAACGAUCACCUACUCCACGGGCUAGGUAG
Alternaria arborescens is the source of this 2316-nucleotide messenger RNA. Its product is annotated as Nuclear elongation and deformation protein 1. The record is from RefSeq and is a predicted model, not a curated record. The coding region runs from base 1 to 2316 and encodes 771 amino acids. NCBI's taxonomy places the organism in Eukaryota, Fungi, Ascomycota, Dothideomycetes, Pleosporales, Pleosporaceae. Gene Ontology annotation, molecular function: phosphatidate phosphatase activity. Gene Ontology annotation, cellular component: nucleus. The transcript has a single exon. Gene Ontology annotation, biological process: triglyceride biosynthetic process; fatty acid catabolic process.